AUGGACGACACCGACGACAGCCAGCGCCGUAUCGAGCUGGCCUCGGACAAGGACCUCGCCUUCCUCAUCGCCAACGUCCGCGCCGCCGCCGCCGAGCACCUGCACGCCGCCUUCCCCCCGCAAAACCGUGACUCCAGCGGCGAGGACAAGCUCCGCGACGAGAUCGAAGCCAUCGUCGACGACUACAUUGACCGCACGUUCACCCUCGCCGCGCCCAACCUCUCCAUCAAUGGCCUCCCCGUCAACGCCGCCGACUUCUUCCCCCCCGCGCGCAGCCGCGGCGGCGGGCGCAAGUCCUCCCUCCCGCCCCCCGCCGACGUCGCCUACGAGCCCUUCGACGCCGACAAGCGCCAGCGCGUCGCCGACCUCGUCUCCGCCGAGGAGCGCCUCCUCGAGGAGGUCGCGGCCAUGAAGCGCGCCGUGCCCGCCGACGUGGCCGCGCGCGUGGCCGCAAAGCUCGACGAGGCGGCCGCCCGCGACGACGAGCAGCUGCAGCGAGGGCUGGACGCGGCGGCAGCAGCAGCGCGACGCUGCUCAGAAAACGACGACGACGACGACGGCCGGGUGCUCGUGUCGCCGCUGGAGAGGCAGGAGGGCGUGGAGGAGCGCUUCAGGGGCGCUGUCGCCGCGAUGGGAAGGCUGCAGAGGGAUAUGCCCAGCGUGGUGGCCAAGAUGGAACGCGCACGCGUCGCGGGCGAGUACGUGCGCGACGAACGGUGA
Cordyceps fumosorosea ARSEF 2679 is the source of this 720-nucleotide messenger RNA. RefSeq names its product Kinetochore Mis14. Gene Ontology annotation, cellular component: kinetochore; MIS12/MIND type complex. The transcript has 2 exons. The coding region runs from base 1 to 720 and encodes 239 amino acids. The record is from RefSeq and is a predicted model, not a curated record. NCBI's taxonomy places the organism in Eukaryota, Fungi, Ascomycota, Sordariomycetes, Hypocreales, Cordycipitaceae. Gene Ontology annotation, biological process: mitotic sister chromatid segregation.